CGGACCUCCAACGAACUUAUCGAUAAUAAAUUAAGCAAAACACAAUUUUUUAAUAUAAAUAGUUGAUCAAAAGCCACAACCAAGUAAGUCUUGAAGUAGCGCAAAAUGAAGCAAAUACUACUUUGCAGUUUCUUGAUCGCAGUGUGGGCAAUCCAAUCCCAUUGUCGCGUAUUGGACAACCCGAACAGCGACAUAAGCCAAUCCGACUCGUCUUUAUUGAGCAAACUCAAGAACAAAGCCAACCAUUUAAUCGAAAAAGUGUACUAUAAAGGCGAUAAAGCAGUGAAAUCCUUCGAGCGCGGUUACCAAAAAACCAAAUGCCGGAUGCACCAAAUAGUAUCGGUAGCAGUUGAUGGAGACUAUUACAAGCAUGAUCCGUGCCGUAAGCACGUGGACUAUGAAGAGCAUAACGUGGAUGUUCACAUAAAUCAUACUGGUGAAAACCACGCGGGUUACCAGAAUGGGCAGCAAAUAGGGAAAAAAUUAGAUGUUCCAAAAGCAAACCCUCAGGUACAGACGGACCAAGAAACGACUGAUAUCGAAGCUGAAGCUACAGAAUAAUGAAUUCUAUUCGUUAAUUAAUUGUUACGAAUUUAAAUUAUGAAGACAAAAAAUAUACUUAUU
This is a messenger RNA of Phyllotreta striolata, 624 nucleotides long. NCBI's taxonomy places the organism in Eukaryota, Metazoa, Arthropoda, Insecta, Coleoptera, Chrysomelidae. The record is from the annotation of a GenBank genome assembly.